Messenger RNA from Bactrocera dorsalis (oriental fruit fly), 2952 nucleotides. It is a transcript of the gene Qsox1, whose product is annotated as sulfhydryl oxidase 1. NCBI's taxonomy places the organism in Eukaryota, Metazoa, Arthropoda, Insecta, Diptera, Tephritidae. Gene Ontology annotation, cellular component: Golgi membrane. The record is from RefSeq and is a predicted model, not a curated record. Gene Ontology annotation, molecular function: flavin-dependent sulfhydryl oxidase activity; protein disulfide isomerase activity. The transcript has 4 exons. Gene Ontology annotation, biological process: protein folding. The coding region runs from base 300 to 2222 and encodes 640 amino acids.
CUCUGCUUUCAGUAGUCGUGUAUUUGUUAGUAACGUUAGUUGUUUAUCAUCUGUUCAGCGAAUAUUGAAGGAGUUGUGUAUAUUUUACACUUAUAUGUUUCAUCGCCAUUCGUAUGGCUUUAAAUAAUACAAGUUGGUGCAAAUGUAAAUAAGGUGUAAGAUCGAUUGCAAGAAAACCUCAUAACAGCGCUUGUACAAAAAACGGCAAAGUAAUAGACCUUGAAAUAAAGCAAGUUAUUUACCUACUAGUUUCUGUUUAAAAGUCAAUAUUUGUGUUCCUACAACAACAAACUGUAACAAUGCGGUCUACGUGUUGCGUCUCAAGCGGAACUGUAGUAUUUCUUCUGACGUUAGUAGGACUUUCAUUUUUAACAUCUGCUAGUGUUAUACCUGCUGUAUUUCUUGGUGUACCUGAUAAACCUGAAAAUGGGCUCUACGAUCCAAGUGGUAAGGUGGCAAUUCUCACUGUAAAUAACUUCAAUGAUACAGUACUGCGUCAAAAUCGUUCAUUGCUGGUGGAAUUUUACAAUACAUUCUGUGGUCACUGCCAGCGAUAUGCUCCGCAUUACAAAGCAUUGGCCGAACGCUUGCAUCCGUGGCGUGAAACAUUACUAGUGGCAGCUAUUGACUGCAAUGCAUUCGAAAACACUGGAAUAUGCCGCGAUUACGAAAUAUUUGGAUAUCCAACAGUACGCUAUUUUUCACCUGGAUAUAUGUGCAAAGAAGGGAAUUAUGGUCAAAAUAUCAACCCACAUACUGAAAUAAACGAGUUAACAGCAAAUAUGGCACAACGGUUGGCAGCAGAAAAUGAUACGGAUAGCUUGCCAAAUUUCCCCAAUCUACAUAGUCUCACAGAAAAUGAAAGCAAAACACUUUUUAAUGGUUUGGAUAGUAAUAAAAAAUUUGUGAUAUUAAUUUACGAGCCAGAGAAUACAACUGUGGGAUUAGAGAGUAUAUUACAAUUUCACUUAUGGCCUGAUGUGCAAGUGCGCCGUAUCAACGACUUGAAUUUAGCUAAAAAAUUCCAAAUUGAUGGCGUACGUUAUAAGAUUGCAACGGUAGAUAGAGAAGGAAACGUAGUGCCAUAUGGUGUCACAGAAGAUACGCCACAAGCGUACAUAGCUACAGUUGAAAGUUUUCUAGAAGCUCAACAUUUUAAACCGCGUUCAGAAAAACCACCAAAAGCAGUAGCUAAUCUUGCUCAAAAUCAAGCCGAUGAUGGGAGUGGACGAUCAAUUAUUAUUUCCGAAGUACUAAGUAACAAGCAUUUGGUUUAUCAGGCUGAUCUGGAAAUGGCCCUACGUCAAAUGCUUCUAAAUGAGAUACCAAAAGUACACGACAUACGCGGUGAACAAUUAUUAGCUUUACAGCGCAUAUUGGGCGUCUUACAGCGCUAUAACCCACUCGGACCACAGGGCAAUUUGGUCAUACGACGCUUACAUGAAUAUGUUGUAAAUGCCAACGAGUCGCUGGGCGGUGGCGAUUUCCAAACAGAAUUCGAGCAUUUGAAUAAAACAUUCGGUCCGAUAUUCUCAUCGAAUCAAUUUGUUGGCUGUGUCGCCUCGCAGCAUAACAAACGUGGCUACACUUGUUCGCUGUGGACGCUCUUCCAUCAUCUGACCGUGCAAGCCGCACGCCAAGAGGUCAGCAAUGAUCCGUUAGAAGUACUAACCGCCAUACACGGUUAUGUAAAGUUCUUUUUCGGCUGCACUCAUUGCUCAGAACACUUUCAGGCUAUGGCAACACGUCGAAAAAUCUGGAAUGUGCCGAACAAAGAUGAGGCUGUACUCUGGCUGUGGGCCGCACACAACGAAGUAAACAAUCGUCUAGCAGGCGAUGAAACAGAGGAUCCGAAAUUCCCAAAAAUACAAUUCCCCAGCGAAGCGAGUUGUUCGCAGUGCCAUAAAUCCGAUCCAGCCGUAUCUUCCAGCAAAUCGUCCAUUAACUGGGACAAAGACGCCGUGCUAAGUUUCCUUAAAAACAUACACAAUCCCGGCUAUGUUAGUCGUUACGGCGUCGAAAACGAAGCUGUGCUGCAGCCAUCACUGGAGAAGCUGCGCCAGAAACGCAUGAUCGGCAAUGUCUUCUCGGAAAUGGACAUGCGCAUGGGCAUGCUGUUGUAUGGUUUCUGCAUUGUUAUGAUGGUGUUGGCGUUUAAGCUCUUCGCAUUAAAGAGCUAUCGCAAAAAGCCCUACAUGCACGACAUCCUCGGGAAAGUGUAAGUCAGCGUGCAAGGGAAAUCGCUGCAAAGGUGCAAAUUCAAUAAAAGUGUGCGCGCAAAAAAACAGUCGACGAUAUUUCGCAAAUUUGUGGAAUGUAUUUAUACAAUGUUGCAGCGUUUUGCAUACUUUGUAGUGCGAGAAGUGUAUUUUUUGUUUUUAUUGUUUUUUAAUUUGUUGUUCCACGCAAAGGAAUGCUAACUCAAGUGCAAUUCCAUUUAUAGCAUAAUAGUAAUUGGCGGCAUGUGCGUGUAUAUAUGUAUAUGUGAUGACACGUUGUUGACAUUUUACAGUAAAUUUUAAGUAACUGAAAUUAUUUUAAACGCAAAAUUCCAACAAAAACAAAAUUGUUUGUGAUUAUAUAUGCAUGUACAUAUGUAUAAGUUCCAUUGUUUAAUAUGCCGUCUCAAAAAUAUAAAUAAUUCCAAUACAUGCAAACAAGUUAUGCAUCCAUACAUUUAUAUUGUACUAAAUUUAAUUAAUAUGUAUUUGUAUAUGCAAUUAUUAAUUUUAAGCGAAAACGAUGUAACGAUCCCACAGAAUUACAUACACACAUACGCAUACACAUUUAUUAUAUAAGCGAUUGCAGUUCAGGUUUUACUACUUUUUAUACACCAACUAAGUACCAUCAAAGUUUACAACGAAAAGUCUAUAAGGAUCUAAACAUAUUUCUAAUUAUGCAAAUAAAUGUAAAUAUAUAUGUAUGUAGUAAAUAAAUAUAGAACUAAAAAGA